Molecule: messenger RNA, 618 nt
Organism: Staurois parvus
Lineage: Eukaryota; Metazoa; Chordata; Amphibia; Anura; Ranidae
Source: the annotation of a GenBank genome assembly
CUGCCGCCACCAUGUACGCAGUGUCUGGUAAUCUCCUUUACUGUCCGCAGUCUCUGGUUAUCCCCUGCACUGUCUGCAGUCUCUGGUCAUCUGUACUAUGUCCGCAGUCUCUGGUCAUUCCCUGUACUAUGUCCGCUGUCUCUGGUCAUCUCCUGUAUUGUGUCCGCAGUCUCUAGUCAUCUCCUGUACUAUGUCCGCAGUCUCUGGUCAUCUCCUGUACUGUGUCCGCAGUCUCUGGUCAUCUCCUGUAUUGUGUCCGCAGUCUCUAGUCAUCUCCUGUACUAUGUCCGCAGUCUCUGGUCAUCUCCUGUACUAUGUCCGCAGUCUCUGGUCAUCUCCUGUACUGUGUCCGCAGUCUCUGGUCAUCUCCUGUACGAUGUCUGUAGUCUCUGGUCAUCUCCUGUACUGUGUCCGCUGUCUCUGGUCAUCUCCUGUACUAUGUCCGCAGUCUCUGGUCAUCUCCUGUACUGUGUCCGCAGUCUCUGGUCAUCUCCUGUACUGUGUCCGCAGUCUCUGGUCACCUCCUGUACUGUGUCCGCAGUCUCUGGUCAUCUCCUGUACUGUGUCCGCAGUCUCUGGUCAUCUCCUGUACUGUGUCCGCAGUCUCUGGUCAUCUCC